AUGACAAUGAGGCCUCAAUUUGUGUUGUUUGGUUCUUCAAUUGUUCAAUACAGUUAUUAUGAAGGUUGGGGAGCUACUCUUUCUCACUUGUACGCUCGUAAGGCGGAUAUAAUUUUGCGGGGAUACGCUAGUUGGAAUUCAAGACGUGCUCUCCAAAACGUGGAUAAAAUUUUUCCAAAGAAUGCCAUUGAGCAACCAUCGUUGGUAAUUGUGUACUUCGGUGGUAAUGAUUGUAUUCCUCCACAUCCAAGUGGCCUUGGUCCUCAUGUACCAUUGGGGGAAUACAUAGAAAAUAUGAGGAAAAUUGCUAUCUAUAUAAUGAGUCUCUCACAUAAGACUCGGAUUAUAUUUCUUAGUAAUCCUCCCAUCAAUGAGGAACUAAUCAAGCGCCAAAGUGACAAAUUUGGGUUACCACCAAGGACAAAUGAAGUAAUUCGAAUAUAUUCAGAAGCAUGUUUAGAUCUAUGUCGCGAGAUGAAAAUCAAGGCUAUUGAUAUGUGGUCUGCAAUUCAGAAAAAAGAUGAUUGGAAAAAUGUUUGUCUCAUGGAUGGAAUUCAUCUAUCAACCGAGGGGAGUGAAAUAUUGAGAAAAGAGAUAUUGAAAGUUCUCAAAGAAGCAGAAUGGGAACCAAGUCUAUAUUGGAAGUCAAUGGCAGUUGAUUUUGGAGAAGAUUCACCAUAUGAUAUUGUUUCUCCAGAUGGAAAGGGAACUAUUAAUUACUCUGACUUACCUUUUCCUCAAGGAGUAGAGUGGGACUAGACUUCAUUAUGUGCCUUAAAAUCCCUAGGUAAUACAAAGAGAACUAUUGAUCAUGCAUAUGGUUUUUCACCAUUUGAGUAGUGAAAUUUGAUUGUAAUUUAAAUUCACCAUAUUGUUAUGUAAGUUUAACAUCCAUGGUUUAAUUUUAAUUCUUUGGCUAAAA
Molecule: messenger RNA, 922 nt
Organism: Trifolium pratense (red clover)
Lineage: Eukaryota; Viridiplantae; Streptophyta; Magnoliopsida; Fabales; Fabaceae
Product: GDSL esterase/lipase CPRD49-like
Exons: 6
Coding region: 1-759 (252 amino acids)
Source: RefSeq, a predicted model, not a curated record